Messenger RNA from Scleropages formosus (Asian bonytongue), 7348 nucleotides. RefSeq names its product tectorin alpha (gene tecta). Bases 1 to 6606 code for a protein of 2201 amino acids. The transcript is spliced from 24 exons. NCBI's taxonomy places the organism in Eukaryota, Metazoa, Chordata, Actinopteri, Osteoglossiformes, Osteoglossidae. Gene Ontology annotation, biological process: cell-matrix adhesion. Gene Ontology annotation, molecular function: protein binding. The record is from RefSeq and is a predicted model, not a curated record.
AUGGUCAAACCAAGAAAUCGAGCUGUGUUCAUCUACAUUGUCUGCCUCCUGAUUCUUAGAGCUCUGUCUCAGAGUAUCCUGUAUCCUUUUGGACAGGCUAAUGGAGACUUUGAGACUCCCAAAAUGGAUGAUGGGAGUUCUCCGGAAAUAACCCUGCUCAUUCCAUUCAUCUUCUUCAACAUUCCAUAUCGCUCCAUAUUUGUCAACAACAAUGGCGUAAUCUCCUUCAACGUUCAGGUCAGUCAGUUCACACCCGAGGCCUUCCCCCUCACUGAUAGCCGCUCAUUCAUUGCACCAUUCUGGGCAGAUGUGCACAACGGCAUUCGUGGCGAUGUGUAUUACCGUGAGAGCACUGAACCCAGCCUCUUGGAGAGGGCUACCCAAGAUGUCCGCAAGUACUUCAAAACUAUGACCUCCUUCAGUGCCACGUGGGUCUUCAUUGCCACCUGGCAUCAGGUCACUUUUUAUGGGGGCAGCCAAACCACACCAGUGAACACCUUUCAAGCUGUGCUCAUUUCUGAUGGCAUCUCCUACUUUGCUAUGUUUAACUAUGGAGAGAUCGCCUGGAGUACAGGCACCGCCAGUGGCGGGGACCCACUGACAGGGUUAGGAGGCACAACGGCACAGGCAGGUUUCAAUGGUGGGGAUAUCAGUCACUUUUUCAACCUCCCAGGGUCACGUUCUAAUGAAGUCGUCAACAUUGAGCAAACCACCAAUGUCAAUCAGCCUGGACGCUGGCUGUUUCGAAUAGACACUGACCAGAUAGAUCCAGCUAAUGGAUGCAGUUAUAAUGGACGCUUUCACCGACGUGGAGAGGUCUUCUGGUUGUCGGACCAGUGUUCCCAGAGGUGCCGCUGCUUGGAUCUGGACAAUGAAGUCAUGUGUCAGGAAGCACCAUGCGGACAGCUGGAGACCUGCGAGCAACAAGAUGGGGCGUAUUCCUGCCAGCCCACCCGCACCAGCACCUGCGUCGUUUUUGGCGACCCACACUACCAUACCUUUGAUGGGUUCCUCUACCACUUCCAGGGCACAUGCUCAUACUUGUUGGCGCGACCCUGCUGGGAGACCGCGGGAUUGCCGUCUUUCAGCGUCGAAGCCAAAAACGAGAAUCGCGGUGUGGCCACCGUGUCCUGGCUAAGAGAUAUCACAGUAGAGAUGUAUGGUCACCGUGUUACCUUGCCAAAGGGGAGCCAGGGCACUGUGCAGGUGGACGGUUUGACGAAAACCUUACCUGUGCAGCUCCAGCUGGGGGCUAUAAGAGUCUAUCAGUCUGGGGUGGCUGUGGCUCUGGAGACAGACUUUGGGCUACUUGUGACAUACGACGGGCAGCACUAUGCCUCCAUCUCCUUGCCCAGUUCAUAUUUCAACAACACCUGUGGCCUGUGUGGCAACUACAACGAUGACCCUGCUGAUGAUCCUGUUCUGCCCGACGGCUCGCUGGCAGAAAGUGUGGUGGAGCUGGGUGGCAGCUGGCAGGUGGAGGAUGCUGACUGGCGCUGCACAGAUGGAUGCGCACACAACUGCAGCGUCUGUGACCCAGCUACCGAGUCAUUUUAUUUCCGCUCCGACUACUGCGGCCUCAUCAACAAGACCGACGGGCCCUUCCGGGACUGCCGCACGGUGGUGGACCCCACUGCCUUUGUGUACAGCUGCGUUUACGACAUGUGCAGCAACCGGGACAAUAUCACCACCCUGUGCCAAGCCAUUCAGGCGUAUGCUUUAGCCUGCCAGGCUCUGGGGGUGACCAUCCGAUCUUGGAGGUCCCGGUCCUUCUGCACACUGACAUGCCCUAAAUAUAGCCACUAUCAAGUGUGCACCAGCGCCUGCCCUGCCUCCUGCUCUGACCUGACCUCUCAUCUGUACUGCACCCACCCCUGCACCGAGGGCUGCCAAUGUGAUGAGGGCUAUGUAUUGAGCGGGAACCGCUGUGUUCGGAAGGAAGACUGCGGAUGCGAGCGUGACGGUCUAUAUUACCUCCGCAAUGAGUCCUUCUGGGCGGCAGAUGGUGAUGAUGGUGGUGAUUGCUCCCAGAGCUGCACCUGCGGACCAGAAGGUGAGAUUUCCUGCUUCAACGACUCCUGCGUGGAGGGCGAGGUCUGCACAGCCGAGCUAGGUCGGCUUGGGUGUUAUCCGCGCCGGGAAGGUGUUUGCUCGCUCUCUCAGAACCAGGUCCUGUCCACCUUUGACGGUUCCGCGCUAACGAUCCCCAACGAGAACUCCUACUUCCUGCUAAAGCCCUGUGGGAUUGUGCCGCGCAAUGUAUCUGCUGCGGAGGUGAAGAUCGGCCGCCGGCUGAUGAACAAGGGUCCCAGCUGGGUGCGGCCAGUGAUGGCACGUAUAGCAAAUCUGGAAGCACAGCUGGGUGGUACUGACUUUGACAUAGUCAAGGUUAAUGGUGAGACUGUUCCAUUACCCUAUGUCCAUCCCAUGGAGAUUCUGCUAAUCUACCGUGCCCCUGGCAAUGCCACUGUGGCAGAGUGGCCUGGACUGGUCAAAGUGCGCUACACACGCCAGGGUCUUCUCAAUGUCACUCUCUCGACCCUGUACUACAAUGCCACCUGUGGCCUGUGUGGGUACUUUAAUGGCAAUGCCUCCGAUGAGUUUCGGCUGCCCAGCGGCAGACUGGCCGAGAGCACCGAGCUCUUCACUGAGGGCUGGCGAGCCAUCGCUGAUGACUUGACAUGCAAUGGCGACUGUGAAGACUUGUACCGAAUGUGCGUGGAUCUCCGUCUCUACCAGAGUCCCUGGCUCUGUGGCAACAUCAAUGACCCCACUAACAGCUCCUUUCUAGCCUGCCACAAUGUCGUCAACCCCUCACCAUUCUUCCGAAACUGCCUGUACAAUAUGUGCGUUCGUGAGGGCAACCGGUCUGCCCUCUGCUCCUCCCUACAAGCUUAUGCCUCUGCCUGCCAAGAUGCCCAGAUCAACCUUGGAGCCUGGAGAAGUUCAACUGGUUGCCCUUUGCCUUGUCCUGAAAAUAGUCACUUUGAGGAGUGCACCUCUGCCUGCCCUUUAACAUGUGCCAACCUGGGGCUAGAAGGACCUUGUCCACUACCUUGCUCUGAAGGUUGCCAGUGUGAGGAUGGCUAUGUCCUGAAGGAUGGCCAGUGCAUCCACAAGAGCGAUUGUGGUUGCUUGCACCGUGGCCGGCAGUUGGCCACCAACGAGACCUUCUGGACAGACUGGGAGUGUCAAGAGCGCUGCUUCUGCAAUGGUGCUGACAAUCGGGUUUAUUGCCAGAUUUCCCCGUGCCACUCGGAGGAGUAUUGCCAAGAGGAUUCUGGACUUUACUUUUGCCAGCCACGCACUGAGGCAGUGUGCAUUGCUGCAGGAUAUGGUCACUUCUUGCCAUUUAGCAGCCAACCCUUUGAGCUGCAGAGCAGCUGCUCCCUCCAGCUUGUUACCACUAACUGUGGGAAGGAGGAAGAGGGGGCUGGUGAGGAGCAAAGCAGUGAUGGCUUUCCACCAUUCCAGUUGUUGGCAAGGAAUGAAGAUCGGGACACAGGGCAAGCAAUUUGGGUUCGAGGCUUUAUCCUUGAGGUUUAUGACUAUGAAAUUGAGGUCUCUCGGAACUACAAACACACCGUUACGGUGAACAAGGAACGUCUGUAUCUACCUCUUAAGUUGGGACCUGGGAAAGUCAACAUCUUCACUUUUGGGCUGCAGGUAGUGCUAGAGACAGAUUUUGGACUGAAGGUGGCAUUUGACUGGAACACGUUGCUCUUGCUGACUCUCCCCCGCAGCAUGUACAAUUCCACGUGUGGGCUGUGCCAGGGCCUCCCUGCAGAGCCCUACCUCAGCACCACAGAGUGGGGUAAGAUGUGGGCAGAGAGGGAUAACUUCUGCCAGGUGGGCUGUGGGGACACUUGCCCCCGCUGUGGCCUAUUGGAGCGAGGGCUGGCUGCGGAUAGUGGCCUCGUGGCCGAUGCUGGCAAUGGAAACAACAAUGGCAAUCAGAACACCCGCUUCCACCUGGUAGACGGGUUCUACGGCUACGUGGAGCCCGAGGCUGUGCGGCUGUGCGGACGAAUCAUCGACAGACGAGGUGUAUUCUCUCGCUGCCACAGCAAGGUGGCCCCAGCUUACUUCUACCAAAGUUGUCUCCAGGAUACUUGUUUGGAUCAAGGGACACAGGAGACUAUAUGCAACUGGCUGCAGAUCUAUGCUAGCACUUGUCAGACGCAAGGUGUCCCGUUGAUUGGUUGGAGGAAUUUUACUCCUUGCACCCUGACAUGCCCAGUGAACAGUCACUAUUCCAGUUGCAUGACCGUUUGCCAACCUCAGUGUACCCCAGCCCGUGGCCAACGUGACUGUAACCACUACUGCGUGGAGGGCUGCCAGUGUGACCAGGGCUAUGUGCUCAACGGCAAGAGCUGCAUCCUCAGUCAAAACUGUGGUUGCUACAUUGAUGGCAAAUACUAUGAGCCUAAGCAGCUUUUCUGGAAUAGUGACUGUACAAAGCGUUGUCAGUGCAUUGGCCGCAACCUGAUCCAGUGUGACCCACGGCGCUGUAAAGCUGAGGAGGAAUGUGCUCUGCGAAACGGUGUGAGGGGCUGCUUUGCCCGCCGAAGUCGGCACUGCGUGGCUUCGGGAGGCGGCGUCUUCCGGACUUUCGAUGGGGCCUCUCUGCGCCUGCCGGCCUCUUGCUCCUUCGUCCUCUCCACCAUCUGCCACAAGCUGCCUGAGCUCUCUUUCCAGCUCAUUGCCAACUUUGACAAGUGGAGUACACCAAACCUUACCACCAUCUCCCAUGUCUACCUCUACAUCAACGAGGAGAACAUCCUCAUCUCUGGCAAUACUGUCAAGGUGAACGGGACACCGGUAUCAGUGCCCUUCGUCACAGGUCUGAUGACCAGGGUUACAACAUCCGAGGGCUUUGUGGUUAUUGACACAGUUCAAGAUAUUCAAGUGCGUUACAAUCGCUUCAACACGCUAACCAUCACUAUGGGCCCACGGCUGCAGAACAAGGUCUGCGGCUUGUGCGGCAACUUCAACGGGGAUCCUACGGAUGACUACAUCACCUCCCGUGGCAAGCCAGCUGUCAGCGCCUUGGAGCUGGCGCAGAGCUGGAAGACUAAUGGCAUGCAGAAUAGUUGUGAUGAGACUCAGUAUGUGGCCCUGGCGCAAUCAUGUGACAACACCGCUGUGUCAGAGCUACAGGGCGAGGAUGCCUGCCUGAAACUGACUCAGAUGAAGGGUUUCUUUCAGCCUUGUCAUGGACUGCUGGACCCUAGACCUUUCUAUCAGUCCUGUUACCUGGAUGGUUGCUAUAACCACCGCAAGGCACAGGUGUGCGGCUCUCUGGCUGCCUACGCUGAGGCCUGCCGCUCCUUCGGCACACUCACCACCAAGUGGAUUGCUCAGGAGAACUGCUCAGAAUGGAUCUAUGACCCUUGUGCUGGAGAGAUCUGCACUAACAACACUUGUGAACAAGAGAAUGGUGGAGACCUCUGUGGAUGCCCAGAGCUGCCCAUCAGUGGAGGAGCUGAGGAUGAUGUAAUCCAAGCGGAGGUAAUUUGCAAACAUGCACAUAUGGAAGUGUCAAUCUCUAAGUGCAAGCUGUUCCAGUUGGGCUUUGAAAGAGAGGACGUACGAGUCAACGAUCAACAUUGCCCGGGCAUUGAGGGAGAAGAUUUUAUCUCCUUUCAUAUCAACAACACCAAGGGGCACUGUGGCUCUAUUGUGCAGUCCAAUGGAACUCAUAUCAUGUAUAAGAACACGGUGUGGAUUGAGAGUGUCAACAACACAGGCAAUGUCAUCACACGUGACAAAACCAUCAAUGUUGAGUUCUCCUGUGCCUAUGAAUUGGACAUCAAAAUCUCUUUGGAGACAGUGCUCAAGCCUAUGCUCAGUGUUAUCAACCUGACCUUACCCACUCAAGAAGGAAACUUCAUCACAAAGAUGGCCCUGUACAAGAAUGCAUCAUAUCGAUACCCGUACCGUGAGGGUGAAGUGGUGUUAAGCACCCGGGAUGUGUUAUAUGUUGGUGUCUUUGUGGAGGGGGCUGAUGAGCACCAGCUCAUCCUCAUUGUCAAUAUGUGCUGGGCCACCCCAUCCAGAUACAGUAGUGACCGUCUCCGAUACAUCAUCAUUGAGAAAGGAUGUCCAAACAUCAAGGACAACACCAUUGGUAUGGCAGAGAACGGUGUGUCCCUGACUUGCCGAUUUCAUGUCACUGUCUUUAAAUUUAUUGGCGACUAUGACGAGGUGCACCUCCACUGCGAUGUCUCCUUAUGUGACUCUGAAACCAAUGCCUGUAAAGUGAACUGUCCCCACAAAAGAAGAAUGUAUUCAGACUACAAUGAACACAAGGAACACAUUCUUACAGUGGGGCCCAUCCGGCGGAAAGAAUCAGACUGGUGUGAAGAGAAUAACGGGGGGUGUGAUCAGAUCUGCACCAGCCAGAUGACAGGAGCUGUGUGCAGUUGUGUAACUGGUACACUGCAGCGAGAUGGGAAGACCUGUCUAGCUACCAGUUCAAGUGGUGACCUCCGACCCUUGGCCCCUCUCCUGGUCUUCAGUGCUUUAACCAGCAGAAUCUUGCUUGUGCAAACACAUGCAUCAGUCUACACAGCAAGUGUUCCAUCCCCAUUGUACAGCAUGUAGGCUUUCCUCAGCACCAGGAACUCGCUGACACGCGGGUGCUUGGUGGCUCGGCGAUGAAGGCUUUCAGGAGACGUAACAAGCACACCCUGCAUUUUAUCUCAGCUCAAAUUGUCCCAAAAGGUUUCAGUUUAGAGUUGGGUAACAUUAUUGUGAUUCCUACAAUCUUUGGAUUGGUGCGCUCUGUAUCUUCUUGUUUAGCUUCUUUGGAGUGUUUAGUUUCCACGGUGCAACGUGUCCAGACACACAUCUGGCUGGGUAGGAAGAAACAUGAGGUUAAAUGCAAAAAUCCUACAUGAGCGCAUAGGGACGGAGUGUUGUAAGAAUGGUGGCAUAAGUAAAAAAAUAAAAAAAUGUAUCUCAUGAAGGGUUUCCGCCUUGCUUGCAGUCUGUCAACUCCAUAAAGUGUAUAUGUAGUGUUGGAAAGUGUUGGGAAGUUGCAUACGUUUUAUAGCAAGUUCCCAACCAUAGAUGGACGUGUGCGCUUUCUCAUCAGGGAGGUCACCCAAAUUUGCAUCCCCCCUCCUGCUUCACGCCAUGGAAACUGCUGAACGUGAAGAGAGUGCAUCUUAAGCACUUUACUGUAUGCGAAGUACCUUGGAUUUGCAGCAGAUUGACAAAAUUACUGCAGACCCCCCCCCCCCACUUUCCUGGGCUGCGGCUGUGCUGCUGUGGGGGAGAAAUGGUGAGGGUGGGUACGAAUGAGGGUGCCCUGGCCACGAUGGGGCACACUCCCCUUUCGACU